AGAAAUGCUUAUAUGACCUCUUCUGUCUUCCAGCUCCUCCGUCUACUUUUAGAAACAGAGAAGCCUCCCCUGUUUCCAUUAUAUUCUGCUCCACAACUCUCUUCUUCCGCUCUCACCAAGGAGAACAAAGCAGGAAAACGACAAUGGGGGAGUCCUUCCUCACCGGAGAAGGCCUCUCCAAAGUCCCUCGCAUCGUCUCCACCAUUUCCACUCUCCUCCAGCGCGUCACUGAUCAGAACGAUGCACUAGCUUCCAGCCGCUGCCAACUCCCUCCGUCACCACCGCCGCCUCGCUAUGCUGUGGCUUUCUACGCCCUCGAGAAGCCAGAAAUAACGAUCAGAUGCUAUCUUGACCGCAUCUUCCAGUUCGCUCACUGCAGCCCUUCAUGCUACGUCGUUGCCUACAUCUACCUAGAUCGCUUCCUUAAUUUUCAUCCUUCAAUCGCUAUUGAUUCCUUCAGUGUUCAUCGAUUUCUCAUCACAGCCGUUCUUACUUCUGUCAAGUUCAUGGAGGAUCGAUGUUACAACAAUGCAUAUUUUGCAAGGGUGGGAGGGAUCAGUCUGGAUGAGAUGAACUAUUUGGAGGUAGAUUUCUUGUUCGGGUUGCGAUUCAACCUGAAUGUUACGCCAGUCAUCUUCAGUUCUUACUGUUCUUUUCUAGACAAGGAGAUGAAUCUGGCUACCCCUACAAUUCCCCCCAGAUUGCAUUGUUUUCCUUCUGAAGAAGAGUCGAGUAGCAGCUGCAAGCAGCAGCAGCUCAUUGUGUGAGAACUGCCUUCUUUUUGCUCAUAUAUGAAUAGAGAGUUUAGUUUGUAGAAUAUUCUAGCAAAGAUAAAAGCAUGAAACUACUGUAAUUCCCCCUCUUUUUUUGGAUUUUGUGCUUUGUUUAGGUCUGAAAACUGUUAGGUUGGUUGAACACACUGCUAUAAUAGUUUGCUUUUUUUGAA
Messenger RNA from Dendrobium catenatum, 946 nucleotides. Its product is annotated as cyclin-P4-1. The record is from RefSeq and is a predicted model, not a curated record. Gene Ontology annotation, molecular function: protein kinase binding. Gene Ontology annotation, biological process: regulation of cyclin-dependent protein serine/threonine kinase activity. The coding region runs from base 144 to 767 and encodes 207 amino acids. Lineage: Eukaryota; Viridiplantae; Streptophyta; Magnoliopsida; Asparagales; Orchidaceae. The transcript is spliced from 2 exons.